AAUCAUAUAAAUAUACAGAUAUCGGUCACUCAGUUCAGACUGUCAAAUGUAAAUAGUGAAAAUGGCGAAUGUUCCUCUGGGCAUAAAAACUCACGCUCAAAAAGUAUGCAGUCUAUAUAAAAGAUCUUUGCGUAAUUUAGAAGCGUUUUACGAUAGACGUCAUGUCUACCGUUACCAAGCAGUGUUGAUGAGGGAACGCUUCGACAAGAAUGCCAACAUCAAAGACAUGCGUAAAGCUGUUGAACUGCUGAAGGCAGGCGAAGAAGAACUCUUCCUUAACCAACAUCCAAUUCCUAGGAAAUUCCCAUACAGCCAUGGAGGUGUGGCCCAUGAGCGUGAGGUUAGACCACCAGAUUGGGUGCUAGAUUACUGGCACCCAUUAGAAAAGGCUCAAUACCCUGAGUACUUUAAAAAGCGCGAAGAAAGGAAGAAAGAGUUUAUUGCUAUGUGGGAGAAGGAAUAUGGCAAGCCCGAUCCCAAAGAUCACCACCAUUAGAAAUGUGUAUAAUUAUUUAUCAUAGUAAAGUUAUCAUUAAUCA
Molecule: messenger RNA, 539 nt
Organism: Vanessa atalanta (red admiral)
Lineage: Eukaryota; Metazoa; Arthropoda; Insecta; Lepidoptera; Nymphalidae
Gene: ND-B22
Product: NADH dehydrogenase [ubiquinone] 1 beta subcomplex subunit 9
Exons: 3
Coding region: 62-496 (144 amino acids)
Biological process (GO): mitochondrial electron transport, NADH to ubiquinone
Source: RefSeq, a predicted model, not a curated record